Molecule: messenger RNA, 303 nt
Organism: Striga asiatica
Lineage: Eukaryota; Viridiplantae; Streptophyta; Magnoliopsida; Lamiales; Orobanchaceae
Source: the annotation of a GenBank genome assembly
AUGCCACCGCCGUAUCUCCGCCGUGCAUCCUCCGUGCGCAAUAGUCUCUGGCGAAAUUCGACGAGUAGAAUGUCGGCAAGCACAUCCUCCUGCCGAUCUCCUCACCGUCGGCCGCCGGAUUGCAUACGAGGGCCUCCGGGCCAUCGGGGCGGCGGCUUCUCUAGGCCGUGCGUCCGGCGUUCAAAGGGUUGUUGGAUGGGCGGCUUCCUCUUCCCGAGUGAGUCGGGGGGUCAGCCCAUUUUGGAUCUCGCCUCUUUAUCGGUCGCCACGAUGGGUUCUGACCGGCGGCUUCUCGGAGUAUGA